CGUUUCCGGCCUGCACUCGUACGGUGUCUGGACAAGCGGGUCUUGUUGUCCCUGCUGGCUGGCCUGCUGUCCUCGACCACCACUCCCACGCCACGCAUGGUCGCCGCUCCCUACGUACAGUCUUCGUCUUAACCAGUGACUCUCCUGACGCCUCCUCCUCAGUACUCCUCAACAGGCACUGUGUCAUCCUCGCCUCCUUUGACGGUAAACUUUCCCAGUGUGUGUGUCAUCGCUAGCUGCAAGCCUUGGUGAACCACUGUCAUGAUGUAUAAUUAUGGCUAACUUAAACGAGAACCUUGUAGAAAGUCUAAAGACUUUAUAAUUUCGAGACGAGACAUUGUGCUCGUCCAGUACAGUCAAUUAAGGACCAGUGUCAGAUUUCAGGAAAUCAAUGACCCACUUCAUGUCGCCAACGACUGCUAGAUGAGUCAUAUUGACGAAAAAAAUGUGAGGCUAUUGCGAAAGUGUGUCGGGGGUGGGUGAGUGAGCCACGUGUUGUACUCUUGUUGUGGGUGUAGCGACGACAACAACGUGUUACCCAAGGUGUUGCAAGUUAUGGAGGAAACAGCGCGCAGCAGCGCGCGGCCAGCUGCUGUACGAGGCUGGCCCGUUGGAUUAGGAUUUCUGCUACGUCCUGCCACUGCAGGAGGCGGCGGUGGUGGUGGUGGUGCCGCUUGCGACAGUGACUCGUGCGAACUACAAAUUCCUUGCCAUACUGCACUACAACUGGCUGCCCAUGGGGACGACAACCACACAGCCCGCCACAUAAGCCCACAGCACAAGGGCUCCAGCCACCAGGACCUACGAACCUUCGCCACAACGGCGCGACGACCUCUUGUCAUCUUCAAACUUCAAGUGUCGUGCACUAGGUCUAGCUGCCUUGACAUAUGAACAUACAUGGACGACCUGGUUGUUGAGAAGCUCGGCAAGGCUGUCAAUGGUGGAGAGAAUGGGACGAGUGGUGCCCCAUCACAGACGGACCUGCUCAAGCUGCUGGCAAGUGGCAGUGCUGGGGGUCUUGGGGGGUGCCAUGGGGGUCUGGGGGGCUUGGGGAGUCUAGCAGCUGCUGCUCAGGCUAGACAGAAUGGCAGCAUGAUUCGAUCUUAUGAGGCACUGCUACAGGGUCCAUCUGCUGGACGGUUGGCUCCUCAAGCAGUUGCACUUCCGGGGCCUACACGUAGACGUAAGAAGAAGAGGCGUAGGCAACCAGACAUGCCCAAGAAAGCUUGUACUCCAUUCAUGCAUUUUUGUGCAUAUUUUAAACGAAAACUAAUGGAAGAAGGAAAGGAGUUCCCACAGUUUGCAGACUUUGGCAAAAGAGCAGGGGAAUUGUGGCGAAACAUGGGCGAUGUUGAGAAGCAAAAAUUUGUUGAGCUUUCCGAGCAGGAUCGCCAGAGAUAUAUUAAAGAUAUGAAAGAAUACGAGGAGCGAAAGUUAGCAGAGAAAGAACGAGAAAGGGAGCUUCAACAACAAAGAGAGAAAGAAUUGCAGGUUCUCAGGGAGAAAGAGUUGGAGAAAUUACAAAAACAGCAGCGAGAGCAGAUGGAGCAUCAGCAAAAGCAAAUUGAACACCACCAAAAGCAUCAACAACAAAAUCAGAGUGCUGGUAUGCUGAACUUGUUAAAUCAAUUAAACCCACUGAAUCCCUUGAUGAUUGCUGCCAUGAAUCAGACUCUAAUGCAGACAAUGUUGACCAACCCUGACCUGAUGAAAUCUAUGUAUUCAGAGGCAGCUCGGAGCUACUAUGUAGAAACAAUGAAGAACAUUUACCAGAGUGCGAGUUCACAAGCCAAUGGUAACAAUGUGCCUGUUAGCAGCAGUGGGGGCCAUGCUAGUUUAAGUGAUCACCAGAGCCACUUAUCAUCAAGCCCUUUGAGUUCUCUGGGCAUGAAUAUCAAUCUGCUGUCCCUGUUGAAUUCUGGUCAACUAUCAGCUGUACCCACCUCUACAGCAUCGUCUACUGCUAGCUCCCCCUUAUCCAAGACCCCCUCAGCCCUCAAGGCAUCCCCCUCAUCUCUCCUAGGCAGCUCCAACAGCCUGGCCGCAGCUGCUCUGGACCUCUCUGCAGCAAGGCCAAGUGAGGGCAAGGGUGCCUGUAGUAGCGAUGAAGAAAACUUCUAGAUACAUAAAAGGCUGUGUAGUAGAUUUCACAAAGAGGCAACCAAAGAAGCCGAUUGUGAAAUCUGAGACACAAAAACCCAAAGUAGCAAAAGUUCCUAUCUCCAGUCAUUAACUUCCCAAAUAUCAUUCAAGCUGCACUUCGUAAAACACAAGUAAACACAAGAACCAAGAGACCUAUACUUUGCCUAUAUGAGUGUAGUUUGUAAUGUGCAAAUCUUAGAGUGAGUUAGCUUCUGUAGAACAUCUGUGUUGUUCAGUAUACUAAAAAAAAAUCAAGUACAAUUGCCUUUGGAAAAAGCCAAGUGAAGUAUUAUGCAUGCAAAUAAUUUUUAAUGUUAUGAUAAAACUCACAAAUGAGUAACUAAUGUGAAUAUGAACUUUUGAUGUGAAGAGGCCUGGCUGUGAUGGUGAUGCUUUGACCUCAUUCAGAUUUGAGAAAAACUCCAACAAGCCCAGGAGGCCUGCAAUAUAGAUUGUUUGUUUAUUGUAGAAAUAGAAAGCUAAAGUGAAGUGUUUGAGCUAUCAGCUGUGUAAGGGUGUUGUAGUCCCAACAAGAGCAAGAAUGGAUGAAGUUGUACCAGGUCUCAAUCUGCGAGAGUUCAUUAGCCAACAUGGUGACUGUACUAUUUACUACCAGUUGCUGACCCUAAGAGGGAGUGUGUAUGCCUGGGUGGGGAAACAGCAGGGCAACUUAGGAGGGUUAGUGGCAGCUUUAGGGUCACGUGUCGGCCCACCUGCUGUCUCCACUCUCUUGGGCCCAUCUGGUGCAGGAAGUCAUCAAGCCUCGCAAUUAGCAGAAAGAUUACAGAAACGUGUACAGAAACCUGUGUUACUGAGUAUGAAUCUGCCCAGUGAUGACCUGAUACCCCAUGUGGAGCAGCGCCUGCUUGAGGAGCUCUGUGUUGCAUAAAGGCCAUGGCUAAUACCUUUUUCUUUAUCAUUAAUAUUAGCCUAAAUUGUCAAAUUAUUUUUAGAAAGGUGGAACUCUUCAAAGCAUAUUUCAAGAGUUCAUGACAAAUAUAUAUUUCUGAUCUUAUAUAAAUGUCAUGUUGCUGUGAAGCCCUACUUACUGUUUAGUCAUUAGGAUAUUGAAAUACUGUAGUGUGAUAAUGCACAGUAAUAUUCCAUAUGUAACUACUGUACAGAGUUAUUCAUCUACAUCUAGAAGUAUAUUUUUUGAUAGGAUAUAACUAUUCUACAGUCUAUCCCAUUCUUGAAUUUAAUUGCCUUACUAGAUGUCGGAAAAAAAAUAUUAUUUUUUGGCACUGAUAGAGAAAAUGGCUGUCAGUCUUGGCCUGGAUGUACGCAGAGUGUUGGUAACGGUAAUGUUAUGAUUAGUGGACCAUAAGAGAGUAAACAUCAUGGUAUGACAGUAUGUGUGCAAUGGUAUCAAGAAGAGCAGAAUUCUGCAGUAACUUAUGAAAAAUGAUAGAUAAGCCAAUGCUGUGACACUGUUUUACCAAUGGAUUGACCUUGUAUGCACUGGCUAGCCUCUUUUUUUUUCUUUUUUUUUUUACGUUCAGUACACAAAACAUUCAGCAGUAUUUUGCGAUGAGACUGCUCUCUCUUGAAUGAGAAAGUUUCGCAGCACUGCCUUCACUGCGUACAGCUUUCUAAUUUCUUCUGCUUAGCUGAAGAAAUCUAUUUGACUGCACAACUCUUAAAGUCCACAAAUUUUAGUGGUGCAUACAAGUGAUAAUUGAAGGUAUGAUAUUCAUAUGUACUAUAUCAGGGUAGAUAUUAAGUUCCUUUUUAUUUUACAGAAGCUUUUUUGUACUCUCCUUUAUAGAGGUAUUUUUUAUUUUUAGAAAUUCUGUAUAUUUGUCCUAUGCAAUAGGUGGUAUUGAACCAAGUCUCUUUGCUUCCCAAUUUGUAGUUACUACCUCACAGGUGAUAGAAUAAUGAAAAGACAUUCCCUGUAGCCCGUGACUCAUUAGGCAGCUCAGGAAACACAAGGGAGGCUGCUGGGGAGCAUUAUAUGAGCAUUGAUCACUUAUUGCACUUGAUUACUUCAAUUGUAUACAAUAUUGUUAUUAAUAAACAUGUGGACAAGUGCAUGCACACACAUUCACACACAUACGCACACACAUACAUUCACACACACACACAUUCACACACACACGCACACACAUUCUCACAUGCACACAUUCACGCACACAUACACACACUACAUACUGUAUAAAUAUUCAGUCCAUGAUAGUAUCAUAGGUAGUACAAGCUUGUUAACUCUCGGGAGAUUUUCCAAGCUUUUGUCUAUAUUUUGAGACAUUUUCUACAAAAAUAUCAUGAAAUGUAGACUAAAGCUUGGAAUAAUUCUUUUGUGAGUUUACAAGCUAAUUUCUUUAUAUAAUUAAUUGUGUAUAUAUAUUGUCACUGUAAAAUCUCUAGGAAGAGAUUUGGCCUGCUCCAUCAUCACCUAUUAUAUCAUACCACGUCUAUAUAUUAAAGUACUUCAGCCAUAAGAACAACAACUACUACUACUACUUCCAGACGUCUAGACAGUACCUCCAGUCUCCCCCCUUCACUACCACCCGUCACCUCACCUGGGAGCUCACGCCACCGGCCGAAACAAGCAAUUAACAUGCCGGUUCAUAGUUUAAGAAACCACCAGCUUCUUCUGAAUAACUUCUGGGGUAUGUCAACAGGUCUACUCAGUAGAGCACUCAGGAGUAAUCUGAAUCUUGGUGGGCUAGGUAGCCCUAUGUACAUACGGCGACAGUCAUCCAGGUAGCGCUGGUUCCUUCUUUAACUAUUAACCGGCUCUUGAACUGCUUGUUUCGGAUGGUGUGAGCUCCCAGCGACCCAGGUGCGAGGUGGGGUGAUGGGCAGUGGUGUAUGGGGGAGACUGGAGGUACUGUCUAGACGUCUUGAAGUAGUUGUUGUUGUUCUUGUGGCUGCAGUACUUGAAUAUAUAGACGUGAUAUGGGUAGAGUAGGUGAUGAUGGAGCAGGCCGAAUCUCUUCCUAGAGAGUUUACCGUGAUAUAUAUCAAUAUAUAUUGAUAUAUAUCAAUAUAUAUAUAUAUAUAUGUAAUAUAUAUAUAUAUAUAUAUAUAUAUAUAUAUAUAUAUAUAAUAUAUAUAAAACAAUUAUUUAAAUAUAUAACAGAAAGUUCAUGCUAUGAAUCACAUGAUUUGAAGCUAGAAAGAAAAUGCAUUUUAUAUUUUAUUUUGAGAAUAUGAAGCAGUGUUGCAAAGAAUAAGAUUUUUGUUUAUGAAAUAGGUAUUACCUCCUCAGCAGCUCCCUCCAUCCUUAAUUCACCCCAAUUUCAGAAAUCCCCCGCCAUAUGUGAACCCCCUGUGCCACCUCGCAGCUUUGGACGGACAGUGCUGGUGUGGUCGUGUUUUGGAGGUUGCAGCAUGAUUAGUUUCCUGCUUACUAUGAUACAGUAAAUUUUGCUCUUAGAUGAUAUGGAAUAUAAUUUGGCAAGUUUUUUAAAGUUUUAAAAUUUGUCCUAUUUAUUUUUUGAUACAUUUUCUUGAGGAAAUCAUUCUGCAGCCAAUAUCUGUGCCAUGAUUAGGUCAAUUGGGUGACCUUGAAGUGUGAUAAUGAAUGUUGAUGUGCCUGGGGACCAAUCAUAACAAAGGUCAUGUAUCUUUCUUUUGAAGGAAUAUCAGUAUUAUCAAUAGUUUGUGAUAACAAGCUACCCCCCUCUAAAGGAGUCUCUUGUUCCAUGGUCUGGCUAUGAUAGGUCUCCACCCCCAGCACUGACUGUCACUUAAUGGUGUCUUCAAGUGUACUGAGAGUGUAAAAAUUUCAUUAUUAUUAUUAUUAACAUAGAGAUGAAAAAGCUUUUGGUAACAUGGUGUUUUAUACACUUAAGACACUCUCCCCAUGCUUCAUGUUGUAGUCCUGAUGAUGCCUCAGGGUAGAGGGUUCGCUCCCCGGUUUUGUGGGUCCUAUGUUGAGGCCUCCUAAGGCCCUCGCGCAUGUGAUAGAUUAGUCUAGUUUCACGAUUUGUAUAACUUUGUUAUUUUUACAGGAUGGAUAUAUACUAACGCUAUAUACUUUGCUUGCAAAGUGGCCACACCCAUCCACAUCAAGAAGAUGUAGUAGAGGUUGUAGCAUUUAUGACAAUCACUUAUUUUGUUCUUGUUUCUUAGGUUUUUUCCCAGUCAAAGGAAUUUUUAGUGAUUACUGUAGUAUGAUAGGGGAAAUCUUCCACCUUUUGAUUGCUAGUAAACAUGCGAGGUGCUUUUGGGAGGUCCAAGCAGUGAAGUACUGCUGUGAUGUCGUGAUAGUGUCAAAUGCUAGUCUGACGGCGGGGAGCGCAGCCUCCGUCCCAAACCCACCCUUCUACCUCCUUACCCCGUGUUAAACUCUCAUCAGUCACUCCUGCCUGCCACCACACUUGACUAUGUUGUAAAGGGCUAAAGAAUUUUUAAUAUUUUUUUUGUGAUGUCAGCAGGUGUGAGUGGCAGUGCAGUGGGCACUCUGGUUCUGUGUUUCAGAGUAAUUACACUAAAAUGUCUUUUAUUCUGCACAUAGAAACAGAUUCCAAACAAUUCCUACCAGAGCCCAGUCUUGAGAAAGACUGGUGCAGCCAUGUCGCAACCCAAGUUCCUCGCCUAAACAGGUUCCUCUCCCCCUCUAGCACAUCCCGCCCCUUGAGCUCCAGCCGUAUUUUAUUUUGCAGUCCUUAUCCCCAACCUCUUGUAUGAUAAGCAGAAUGCCAGACUCCAGUCACAGACUGAAUAUAAACUAUGUAACUAUUGCUACUGGUGAAAACUGACUAGAAUUUACUUCUGUGAAGGAUACCAUAAAGUUUAAAUUUCUUUAUUUUAUUUAGCACUCAGUGGCAGUUGUUCCAUUAAUAUUAUCAGUCUGAAUUGUCUAAGAAAUUAGAUAAUGCCAAUAUGAAUGCAUGAAUGGGAUAGCAUUAUUUUCAUAAUGGUUGACUAAAUACCUUGAAGGUAUUACAUGGCCAGGUAAUAAACAUUCCUUUGCUUAUAAAAAUAUAAAGUGCAAAAAUUUAUUUUACUUUUGAAACAUGGAGAGAAUCAACUCCCUUUACUAUGCACAAGUUAACGUUGCACAUUGGAGCAUUUGGCACAUACUAUGUUGAGGUCGGAGAGUUGCCUCCUGUGAUAGGCAUUUGUUUUUUCAACUAAUGUACUCGCAUGUGCGUGCCACGGAACCCCCCACCUGGUGAGGUAGAGCCUUGGCUGCAGAUGUGGGCGGCUCUGUUGUAACCAUAUUAACCCUGUGGUAGUGUUGGUUGAGUCAUGAUCAUACAUCAAAAGUGAAUAUCUGUUUUCAACCAGCUAAUACAGGGACUGGAACCCUUGCCGUUCACACCAGUUAGGCCCAGCAUGAGUGCCUAAGGGCCUGCCCAUUAUGCAAACGUAUUUUGAAUUAAGCGAAGCAAUAUUAUGUUUUGUCUAUUGCUGUUAUUGGAGAAAAUGGUUAUCUUGUGAAUUUUGACAAAAAUAAUCAUUUUGUACAUGGUAAGAGAUGAAAACUAGAUGCUGAAAUUAUUCACUAGAAAAUUAUGUGCUAUUUUUAGAGAGUCUCUAGUUUGUGUACUUUGUUAUAUAUCUGGAUGAUGUAGUCUUGUAUGAGAUAUAUGAAGUGGUAGGGAGUAACUUCAAAGUGUCGUGAUUAUAUUUAGUAUAGAAGGAACAAGGUAGGGACUAGACAGUAUAGUCAGUGCUAAACUGAUAUAUAUGCAACAUGUAGUUUGAAAUACUCAAAAAUAAAGAUCAGAUCAGA
This is a messenger RNA of Procambarus clarkii (red swamp crayfish), 7831 nucleotides long. RefSeq lists its product as uncharacterized. Gene Ontology annotation, molecular function: DNA binding, bending. NCBI's taxonomy places the organism in Eukaryota, Metazoa, Arthropoda, Malacostraca, Decapoda, Cambaridae. The record is from RefSeq and is a predicted model, not a curated record.